AUGUCUUCAGCAGCUUCUCCUUCCCGGCAAGCUGCCAUAGCAGCUUAUCGUAAUCUCUUGCGUACACAACGUCAAGUGUUUGGAGAGGACAUUCGAGCGAUCCAAGCUGCUAAGAAGGAGACACAUUCUCGGUUUAUGCAGUACAAAGACGAGAGCAACGUUGAUGUUUUGGAAGAGAAAUUGAAACUGGCUGACCAAGUCAUCAUGUUAUUAAGACAUAAUGUGGUUCAAGGUAUCCCUAAGGAUGACAAUACAUUUGAAUUACGCAUCACCAAAGAUACAGAACUUGGAGAUAAUGAAUCGAUCAAGCUGGCAAAGGGCAGUCAUCGCAGGAACCGGAAAAAGGCUGCUGUCCAAGGAUGCUGUGGAAGUAAAUAG
Molecule: messenger RNA, 378 nt
Organism: Lichtheimia ornata
Lineage: Eukaryota; Fungi; Mucoromycota; Mucoromycetes; Mucorales; Lichtheimiaceae
Exons: 5
Coding region: 1-378 (125 amino acids)
Biological process (GO): mitochondrial respiratory chain complex III assembly
Source: RefSeq, a predicted model, not a curated record